Molecule: messenger RNA, 3737 nt
Organism: Pectinophora gossypiella (pink bollworm)
Lineage: Eukaryota; Metazoa; Arthropoda; Insecta; Lepidoptera; Gelechiidae
Product: synaptic vesicle glycoprotein 2B-like
Exons: 11
Coding region: 117-1823 (568 amino acids)
Biological process (GO): transmembrane transport
Molecular function (GO): transmembrane transporter activity
Source: RefSeq, a predicted model, not a curated record
CGUCGCCCGAGUUGCGCGGGUCGUCCCGCCAUCUUGGAAAAUUCAAACUCGGAAUUCGAAUGCCGCCGUCCAUGUUGUGGAUUUAAAGUUAGUUAGUUUUUUAAUAAAAAAAGAAAAUGGUGUGUAAAGUGGCGCCAAAGACGACUUCCCCCGCACACCGAGGGGCGGCCGAACCACAGGAUGCGCACGCGCAGGAGGUCACCGACUACGAGACUGCACUCGACAUAGCUGGUUACGGCCACUUUAGCCGCAGCGCGCUUGGGGCUUGCGCGUGCGCAUUCUUCACGACUGGGGUGGAGAACUGUGUGAUGUCAUACGUGCUGCCGGCGGCGCGGUGUGAGCUCGAGCUGUCAACGUAUCUCACGGGGCUGAUCAACAUGGCUUUUAUGAGCGGUGGUGUAGCGAGUGCGUUCUUCUGGGGCAUCGUGGGAGACGUGUAUGGACGACGGAACAUCCUCAGCUUCACCCUACUCCUCAACGGAGCCAUGACCCUGGCCCAGAGCACCGUCAGGGACUACCGGAUACUACUCGCUGCCAGGUCUAUCAACGGGUUCCUGAUUGGUGGUCCAUCGACGUUAGUGUUCACAUAUUUGUCAGACCUGGUGGGCGCCAAGAGGCGGCAGUUCUACCUCAACAUUGUCGGGAUGAGCUUCGUGGCUGCGUGGCUGGUGCUACCUGCAUUCGCGUGGCUGGUGAUCCCCAUUAAGAUGGAAGUGGCAACCAUCUUGCCAGUGUACUCGUGGCGGUUAUACCUGGCCGUGGCCAGUGUGCCUGCCUUCGUCGCCGGUUUCUGGACUCUCUGUCUCCCGGAGAGCCCCCGGCUGCUCUCCGACACCAACAGGAGCGACCAGGCUCUCAAGAUCCUCAAGUACAUUGCCAAGGUCAAUAGCGGGAAGGUUGAGGAGUUUAAGGUCAAGAAGUUAAUCCAAGACGACAUCUUCGUAGCGAAAACCUUGAACAGUGAUCAGAAUCGAACCAAGGACCUCUUCAUCGGAGUGUUGAAGGAUCUGAAGAUGUUCGUCUCUAAGACUUAUGCCGUGAAAUCCAGUUUGAUCCUGUUCGUCUUCUUUGCUAAUAUGGCGGCAGGUUUCGGGCUGAAUUUCUGGCUGCCAGAACUCCUGGUUCGUAUGCAGUCACGAGGUUGCACUGCCCAGCCCGAACAGGCGAGGUUGUUUGAAGUCACCAACGCCACGUGGAGAGAGAGCCACUACAUCACUAACGAUAGUGUUGUUCCUACCAACUUGAAUGGCGGCUGUAGUGCUGAUAUGGAUGAUGAGGUGUUCACAUCGGGUCUGAUCGUGGGCGCGUGUUGCCUGCUGGGCAACGCGGCGUGCGCCCUGCUGGCGGCGCGGGGCGGGGCGCGCGGCGUGCGCGCGGCCGCGGUGGCGUGUACGCUGGCCUGCGUCGGCGCCUGCGCAUGUCUCGCGGUGUCCGCGUGCUCCUGCGUGGGCUCUAACAAGAUUGCUGUUGCAGCGGCGUCCGCGCUCAACGCUGCGUCCUUGAAUGGAAACGUGCUGUUGAUUCGAUUGUUAUUACAUGCCUUGCCGCCUAAAUUAAGCGGCCUGGGCGUGUGUUGGGGCGCGUGGUGGGGCCGCGCGGGCGGGGUUGCGUCCAACCUGGCGGUGGGCGCGCUUCUCGACUACUCCUGCCCUGCGCCCUUCAUCGCCGUUGCUGCGCUACUUGCCUUAUCAAUUGGUGCCAUAAUGAUGAUCAAGUUGGAACUAACUUCCGAAGAGUUGGAGCCCAGAAACAAGACUGAAGAAAUAGACAAUUGUGUCGAGAAAAACACCGGCCUUGAUCGAUACAUAUCCACCCAUAUGUAACUACUAGGGUAGCAUAGCUUACAAAUAACGUGUUAAGCGGAACGCGGUAAAUUCAAACAUAAGGUGACGUAUGAGAGCGUUCACGCGGACGCGAUGUCAUUUGCGUUUUGAUUUGCAGUGACGGCCUACGUGGUGUCACUUAACGUGCCUUUUAAACAACAUGUACCUACUUAACAAGUACUUAAAGCGACAAUUUUUCGUGAAUUUUACACGCGUCUACAGCAUAGAAGACAGAUUCUAUUAGUGUGCCUUAUUCGGUAGAUAGAUACAUAUUUUGAAUGUGUGGUUUAUUUGAUGUAUUCAGCGAGUUCAGUUUUCUUAUAUAGACACGAAAGAAGGUUGAGUAAAGUCCUCAAGUCCAGGACGUAAAUAUCAACUUCAUCAUCCUCCUGCCCUUAUCCCACUCUAGGUGGGUCGACACAACAUGCAUUCCUCUUCCAUUCAUUUCUGUCAGUCAUCAUCUUGAUACUCACACUCAUGGUAUAAGAAAACCAGGUAUGCUCAAUCCUAUGACAAGCCGCCAUUGCUAGCCCUUUGAUGACGUAAGUGUUACCACUGUGUUACCAUUAAAUUGGUAUCUCCAACAUUCCAAGGACGUAAAUUUUGUUAUAAAAAAUUAAGUGAAUUACUGACUAAUGUAUUUAAUUACUAUUCCUUGUCACAUAAUAUAAAAAUAAUUAAAAUCGUAAGCAAUUUCCUUGCAAAGUAAAUAUAAAAAUAUUGUCCGUGGGUAAUAUAAUUUUUACGAAAUGGCAACGCAGGGUGGGAUGACGUCAGCUGGGCUGACCUUGAAAUGUUAGCUGUCACUUUUGCGCAUACCUGGUCUUCUUAGACCAUGCUCACACCUUUCACAUGUGUAAAAUUAAUGUCAACUUGAACCAAAAUGUUCAGCUGAGGCCGAGUCUAGUGCAGGAAGUUUUGAGAGAACUUCUUAGAAAACGGUUGUUAGUACGUUGGUCAAAGGUACAAAAUACUAUUUAUUGAAAAUUUCAAGUUUAUAACUGACUGGUAAGAAAUUAGGUUACGCAAGAUGCCUGUAAGCAACAAUAGACUGGUACCUUUAAAGUGUUUUAUGUAAAUCCUGUUUUAAAUAUACAUAAAUACUUAAUUUAGUUACUAUUUUACCCGACUAAUUUUAGUACAGUCAUGAGCAAUAUUAUGUACCCACUUUAGAACCCUGUCGCACUAUCAUAUUUGACAUUUAAUAAGACUUACGGUUUUAUUUGUCAAAAAAGUUAAUGUGACAUGGUUUCAAAGUGCAUACAUAUUAGUACUCAUGACCGUAUCUACUUAUCUAUACACAAUCCGCCUUAUUACAAAAAAAUAUGACUAGAGAUAAUAAAUAUCAGGGUUAGAUACCCUGGCCGUGGUAGCCCAGUUGGUAGAACGCUUGCCUCUCAAUUUGAGGUCGCAGGUUCGAAUCCAGAACUGGCCUAAACCAAUGAUUGUCGAAUUUGAUUUGAGAAAACAUCGUGAGGAAACCCACAUUCCCGAGAAAUGCAUUUUCGGAGGUAUGUAACCUGUGUUGGGCUGGUUUUCCCUUCGCGGGUUGGAAGGUCGGACAGGAGUCACUUCUGUAAAAAAUCGGACCUGUCAAAUCUUCAGGUUAGGUAAGCGGACCCUGUGAAAAACGGGAUAAUGAUGAUGACUUAUCGUUUUGUAAUAUGGCGGUGGAAGUCGGUCAUUCUCAAAGUUUAAGACAAUUUUUAGAUCUGAAGUUAUAUAUUUUUUAGAGUUGAACUCAAUUUUGGGAGAUUAAAAACGACCCUAAAGAUCCAUGCUCCCUAUUAAUAAUCUCACUAUUCGAAUAUCCCAUUUCUUACUGUGAUUUGAGAAACUGAUAUGACAAAAGGUUUGAUAUUACAUAAUUUUUAGAUAAUUUUAUAUUUAUAAGAGAAGUAAAAUAAAUUUUUA